ACGCAUGUGUAUAGUGUUAUGUGUAUGCAUGCGUGUAUAUUUAUUUCAGGAUUUUUAUUUCGAUUAUACGUCUUCGUCAAAUCUUAUCUCAAAACUGGAAGUUAUUUUACAUAAUAGAAAUUCUGAAAAUGAAAACUAUUAUUAUAGUAACGUCUGGUAUUUUAAUGACAGAGGUAAUUUGGAGACUAUAUAAGGCAUAUAGACACUCUUCAAAGAAAGCUGUUAAGGUUUUCAAUGGUUGUGUAAAACAAUAUAAAAAUACAAAAGACAAAGCAGAAAUCUUUGAAGUCAUGUUUUUUUCAAAAGACUCUACUCUAUGCCGAUCACAUCUUACAUGCCAAGAAAUAUGUGAAAAGACAGAUUGUGCAGUAGGAUACUUUAGGAAACUUAUAGAUUAUUUGGAUUCUGCAACUGAUACUUUGGACAUAUGUAUGUAUUUUUUUACUUCUUUAUACUUAACAACUGCAAUUAUAAAUGCUCACAAAAGAGGUGUUAUUGUAAGGAUGGUAUUGGAUGAAUCAACUCUACCACAUAAUAGUGGAAAACCAAUCAUGUUGUUACACAAAACAGGCAUUAUACCGAAGUAUAAACAACUAAAUGUCUUGAUGCAUCAUAAAUUUAUUAUUGUUGAUAAUAAUAUUUUAAUAACUGGCAGUGUAAAUUGGACUAUGGCAGCAUUUUUUGGAAAUUUUGAAAAUUUGAUGGUGACAAAUGAGACAAGACUAGUUAAACCAUUUAUAAACGAAUUUGAAAAGAUAUGGACAAUGUUUAGUACUAAGGAAGAUGAUUCUGAAAAAUAAUUUAUUUUUUUCGUAUAUUUAAAUUAGUAGAAUUAAGUAAAAGAAAAAGUUUUUAUUAGAUAGUUUCUUACACACAACAAACAUACAUAUUAUAUUUGACUGUAAUAUACAAUUCACAAUUUGAAAAGUUUAUUCUUACUUAAGUUUAUUAUUUUAUUACAAAUGCAAUUUUUUU
Molecule: messenger RNA, 975 nt
Organism: Nylanderia fulva
Lineage: Eukaryota; Metazoa; Arthropoda; Insecta; Hymenoptera; Formicidae
Gene: zuc
Product: Mitochondrial cardiolipin hydrolase zuc
Biological process (GO): piRNA processing
Cellular component (GO): mitochondrion
Molecular function (GO): RNA endonuclease activity producing 5'-phosphomonoesters, hydrolytic mechanism
Source: RefSeq, a predicted model, not a curated record